This is a messenger RNA of Trichophyton rubrum CBS 118892, 1467 nucleotides long. RefSeq lists its product as uncharacterized. Gene Ontology annotation, biological process: ribosomal large subunit biogenesis; ribosomal small subunit biogenesis. Gene Ontology annotation, cellular component: nucleolus. The coding region runs from base 1 to 1467 and encodes 488 amino acids. Gene Ontology annotation, molecular function: DNA binding; RNA binding. The transcript has a single exon. Lineage: Eukaryota; Fungi; Ascomycota; Eurotiomycetes; Onygenales; Arthrodermataceae. The record is from RefSeq and is a predicted model, not a curated record.
AUGGAUGAGAAUGCCAGAAAGAGGAAAAGAGAAGAAACAGACAAAGACGAGACUCAAGAUGCGAAUAGCUCGCAUUCGGAGGAGGAACCUCUAGGUUCAGAGAAGCCGAGGGAGGGCCUUAAGCGGGGAGACUCCAAGCCAAAGAAGCAGAAGAAGGCCACUGCUACUUCAAAUCCUGAAGACCAAACAACCAAAGAUGGAGAUGUCAAACAACAAGCCAAGAGUGAAGCAAAAGCGGCAAAGCAGGAGAUGUUGAAGAAGAAACAAGCUGAGAAGCGCGAGAAACGAAAGGAGAAAAUAGCGGCACUAAAGGCUGCGAAGAGAGAGCAGCAGGCAAGCGUAGAAGCCUCUUCUAAGCCAUUUAAAUCAAAGGCCGAUGAUACAACUGAACAACCGUCGCCAUCAGUACAGAAACCCGCCAAAUCUACAGCGAAAAACAUCAAGAAUUCUGCUGAAAGUGACGGCGAAAUGGAAGAUAUAUCCCUGGAAGGAUUCUCUUCUGAAGCCCUGCAGGGCCAGGCAGGUCAUGAAUCAACUGCUCCCACUUCACCGAACAAUGCAUCAGAUCCAUCCAACCCCCCCUCGGGUAGCUCAUCUGUCUCUUCCAUUGUCCCGUCUACCGAAUCGUCUACCUCCAUCCCUGCUACUACUACCGACAACAAGCCAUCCCCACAGCUCGGAAAACCCCAGCGUACGCCUGAACAAAUAAGAGAAAGGUUACAAAAACGUAUCGAAGAACUUCGUGCCGCCCGUCAUGCCGACGGUGUUAAUGGGAAACCCGCCAAGAAUAGACAGGAGCUCAUCGAAGGUCGACGGCAACGUGAAGAGGCACGCCGUGCCCAGAAGAAGGAACAACGACAAAAGGCCAAAGAAGAAGAGCAACGACUUCGUGAUGAGGCCAUCUCUAAACGUUUCUCUACCCAGAACCCGGGCUCUCUUCUGUCCUCGCCUGCAUCGCCGGCCGACUCAAUAGCCUCUAUACCAAACAACUUCUCCUUUGGACGAGUGGUCUUUGCCGAUGGCCAACAGCUGGAUUCCAGCAUGACCGGCCUCCGAGAUGCAUCUAAGAAACGCGGACCCCAGGAUGCGAACACGGCCCUCAAGGCAGCAGAGGCUAAAAAGGCUCGCCUUGCUAACCUUGACGAAGAGAAACGCGCUGAUAUAGAGGAGAAGGAUAUGUGGCUUAACGCUAAGAAGAGAGCGCAUGGAGAACGUGUCAAGGAUGACGUUUCAUUGCUUAAGAAAGCUCUGCAUAGAAAAGAAGGGCUUAAGAAACGGAGCGAGAAGCAAUGGAAAGAGAGAAUAGAUGGGGUUGCUAAGGGAAAAGAAAUUAGGCAGUCGAAGAGGGAUGAGAACCUACGGAAACGAAAGGAGAACAAGGGGAUCAAGAGUGGGAAGAAGGUGACCAAGAGCAAAGGGAAAGGCAGGCCUGGGUUUGAAGGGGGCUUCAAGUCUAAGAAGAAGUAG